UAGCACGAGCGAGGGAAAUUGAGUUGCUAACGUGAAUGUGAAGAGGGCAACAGUGGAUAAAGGCAGGAAGUAGUUUUUAUUUCUUGAAGUGUACUUUUGUGUUAUUAUAGCGCGGACCGAGGGUUUUAGCCUAGUCAAAAUAGGCAACUUUAACAAUUAAGCUGUAACGCUAGCUGUACCUGCACGUGUUUAUGUUUAUACUCUUGCAAACAGUAAGCGAGCUAACGUUUGUCAAGUAGCCAGGCGUUGCUAACUCGCCAUAAGUCACGGGCAACUAAAAUAUCUUCGACGUUUAGACCUGAGUUGUGCUUUUAAAGGAGGCAUUUAAUUUGCUAUUUCGUCCUCGCAUCUGAAAGAGGAAGGGGAGGUUGUGUGUAGUGUUGCUGGGAGCCGCUGGGAAUGUCAUCGCCUCCAAACGGUCGCAGGAGUAAUGAAGGAUCAACGAACAUAUCAGACUGCGAUUCAGAGGACGAGCCCAAGCUCCCCCUCAACCAGUUCUAUCCAUACAUCCGCUGUGCCCUGUGCUGCGGCUUCCUCAUCGAUGCCACCACCAUCACAGAGUGCCUGCACACAUUUUGCAAAAGCUGCAUUGUGAAGCACUUCUUCUACAGCAACAGGUGUCCCACAUGUAGCAUUGUUGUCCACCAGACACAACCCCUUUACAACAUCAGGCCUGACAGACAACUGCAGGAUAUUGUUUACAAAAUGGUUCCUUUCCUGGAGGAGCUCGAACGAGAACAAAUGUGUAAGUUCUACAAAGACAGAGGCCUGGAGGUGCCAAAACCAGUGGUGGUCUCCUCUCCAAGUCCUGUUGUGGUACGAAGGCAGAAGAAAGAUAACAUUCCUCAGUCUGUGUUCACCAUUCCCCCUGAGCUGGAUGUAUCUCUGCUGCUGGAGUUUGUUGGGGCUGAAGAGGGCAUUAGCAACUAUAAGCCAUUAGAGAGGCGGUACAUUCGUGUGUCUGGUGAGGCCACUGUCCGCCAUGUGGAAUUGUUCAUCAGGAGGAAGAUGGAACUUAGCCCAACCUGCCAGGUGGAUGUGGUUUGUGGAGAUCACCUCCUAGAUCACUACCAGUCGCUCAAAGACAUUCAGAAGUCUGUGGGCGAAGAGGCACUACAGGAUGGUCUGUUGGUGCUGCACUUUGGCCUGGUCCUGCCCUCCCAGUCCUGAGCACAAGACUCAGCUCCUGAGGAGAGGAGCUGCCCCUUUGGACGUUGACUCUCUUCAUCUUGUCACAAUGUGGAGUAAAGAGUCUACAUUUGCAUUAUAACUGAAUCUUAGAUGUGUUGUCAGACAGAGUCCAGGAGCUCUAAACUUAAGUUUUCUUGUUCUGGGGUGAAAAGAUGUUAACUGUUCUUUUAAAUUUCAAACUGUAGCAUCAAAUGUUCAGCGCUCACAAUGACAGGUACAUGUGAUUUACUCAAGUGCCAGCAUGUAACAAUGAAUUUUACCUGAUGAGUGGAAAUGGUAUCUGUUUAGUUCAGUGUCCUUCCACCCCACAGAAGAAUGUGACCUCUGCUGUAGCUGAAACUGGACUUAACUGCUGUGCGUGUUCUUUAUGUAUUUAUGGUUUCGAGGGCUGUGACUGUGAUUUCAGAUGUAUACAUCUGAUUUAAAGGGCUUUAAACAAAAGGACUGACACUACCAAAGGUUUGUGUGUGUGUGUGUGUGUGUGUGUGUGUGUGUGUGUGUGUGUGUGUGUGUGUAGAGGUUAGAUCUACAUGGUAUCUUUAAUUCCAGCUUGCUUCUUGUUGAUUUACACAUUUAAUUUAAGAACUGUUAACUUUUCUAUGAACUAUCUGCUGAUUGAUGUAAAUUAAUGGGACUGACUUGAUAAAACCAGCUGUUAGUAAAACUGAUCAGAGCACAAAAGCAGUAAUUUAAAGGAUGUUUGUAUAAAAAAGUCUUUGAUAUGGUUGGUGAAAAAUAACUUUCCUACUUGUUUUUGUCACUUUGAAUUAAUAAAUGAAAACACAAGUGUUUCCUAAUUCUGCCGUGUUUCCUGUUUUACAGGGGUGGUUUAAAAACUUUUGAAUGGGAGGACAAGACUAAAAAUGUGUUAAGACAUAAGCCCCGAUUCUUAGCAAUAAUAACUUGUUCUUUAUUAACAGUGAACACUGUUUAUUCAAUGAAUACUAAAUAAACAACUUUAAAUAUUUUAAUCUCUGGACACAGACGUUUUAAAGGACCACACCUUCAUGACCCCCUAAACUGAAAGAG
Toxotes jaculatrix (banded archerfish) is the source of this 2220-nucleotide messenger RNA. RefSeq names its product polycomb group ring finger 6 (gene pcgf6). Bases 400 to 1170 code for a protein of 256 amino acids. Gene Ontology annotation, cellular component: PRC1 complex. Gene Ontology annotation, biological process: regulation of transcription by RNA polymerase II. NCBI's taxonomy places the organism in Eukaryota, Metazoa, Chordata, Actinopteri, Toxotidae. The transcript is spliced from 10 exons. The record is from RefSeq and is a predicted model, not a curated record.